Molecule: messenger RNA, 1647 nt
Organism: Tupaia belangeri chinensis (Chinese tree shrew)
Lineage: Eukaryota; Metazoa; Chordata; Mammalia; Scandentia; Tupaiidae
Gene: GINM1
Product: glycosylated integral membrane protein 1
Exons: 8
Coding region: 66-1058 (330 amino acids)
Source: RefSeq, a predicted model, not a curated record
CGCCCCCGGGCCGGCUCCCUGCUCCCGGCCUGGUGCCCCGCCGCCCGCUGCCCCGGUUGUACAAGAUGGUGGGCGCUGCGCUGGCGCCGCUUGCCCGGCUGCUCCUGCUCUUGGUGUUGCCGGUCGCCGGGUGGCUGGCGACGAGCACCUCCGAGCCGCCGCUGUCGCGAGCCCCACAGGAUUGCAUCAGAAUUAAUGUCACUACAUUGAGAGAUGAUGGGGAGGUAUCUGAAGAACAGGUUGUUCUUAACAUAACGUAUGAGAGUGGACAGGUAUAUGUAAAUGACUUACCUGUAAAUAGUGGUGUAACCCGAAUAAGCUGUCAAACUUUAAUAGUGAAGGGUGAAAAUCUGGGAAACUUGGAAGAAAAAGAAUAUUUUGGAAUUGUCGGUGUAAGAAUUUUAGUUCAUGAGUGGCCUAUGACAUCUGGUUCCAGUUUGCAGCUAAUCGUCAUUCAAGAAGAGGUGGUCGAGAUUGAUGGGAAACAAGUGCAACAAAAGGAUGUUACUGAGCUUGAUAUUUUAGUUAAGAAUCAAGGAAUACUCAGACAUUCAAACUACACCCUUCCUUUGGAAGAAAGUAUGCUGUACUCUAUUUCUAGAGACAAUGACAUUCUAUUUACUCUUCCCAACCUCUCCAAAAAAGAAAGUGUUAGUUCUAGUUCCCUGCAGACCACCAGCCAGUACCUCAUCAGGAAUGUGGAAACCACUGUAGAUGAGGACGCCCUACCUGGCAAAUUACCUGAAACUCCUCUCAGGGCAGAACCUCCAUCUUCAUAUAAGGUGAGGUGUCAGUGGAUGGAAAAGUUCAGAAAAGAUCUGUGUAGGUUCUGGAGCAGUAUUUUCCCAGUAUGUUUUAUGUUUUUGAAAGUCGUGGUGGUUGGAAUUACAGGAGCAGCUGUGAUAAUAACCAUCUUAAAGGUGCUUGUCCCAGUUUCUCAAUACAAAGGAAUUCUUCAGUUGGAUAAAGUAAAUGUGUUUCCCGUGACAGCUAUCAACUUAUACCCAGAAGGUCCUGAGAAAACAGCAGAAAACCUUGAAGAUAAAACGUGUAUUUAAGACAUCAUUUCAAAUCAUGGACUUUGAAUUAGUCUAUUGGCCCCAGACUUGCCACUUAAAUAUAAUUUUUUAAAAUCAUUAAGAAUCAGUUUAUACACUAGAGAAACAGCUAAACUUAAGACUGCCUGGAAAUUGACCUUUACAGUGCCAAAUUAAUCUAACUCUAUAAAAGGGCUAUUGAGACUAUGGACUGUUAACGAAAAUGUAAACAAAGUGGAAGAGAAGACCUAUGGAGAGACUUUAAAAUUACCAGAAAAGGAAAAAUAACAGGCAAGACAAAAUGCCUUGUGCCAAUAACUCUUUAAGGUGCCUUUGUUAUGGAAAUUAUAUCCACUUAAUUACUAUAAUAUAUAAGACUUCAUGAAAAAGCACUUUAUGGAAUUCUAAUUUAAAAGCUCAAGAACUUAACACUUAUUUUUUUAUUGAGUACACUGUGCCUUUAUAUUAAGUAUGUGACUCAGUAUAAAAAUCACUGAAGUUUAUCAUGAUACAAUUGUAUCCUGUACCAAGGACUUACCUUAAACACACUAGGAUUUAAAAGGAGCAGUGACAUGUUCUCACUCUAAAAUAAACUUUUUUUGAGGAAUAA